This is a messenger RNA of Ahaetulla prasina, 7499 nucleotides long. Its product is annotated as guanine nucleotide-binding protein G(q) subunit alpha. Bases 134 to 1213 code for a protein of 359 amino acids. The record is from RefSeq and is a predicted model, not a curated record. Gene Ontology annotation, cellular component: heterotrimeric G-protein complex. Gene Ontology annotation, molecular function: G-protein beta/gamma-subunit complex binding; G protein-coupled receptor binding; GTPase activator activity. The transcript is spliced from 7 exons. Gene Ontology annotation, biological process: action potential; phospholipase C-activating dopamine receptor signaling pathway; adenylate cyclase-modulating G protein-coupled receptor signaling pathway. NCBI's taxonomy places the organism in Eukaryota, Metazoa, Chordata, Lepidosauria, Squamata, Colubridae.
CCCGCGCCUGCCGACGGGAGGGGCGCUCCGACUGAGGAGCGGGAGGGCUUUCUGGCGCUCGCGGCUUUGUGGCUCGGGGUCUGCGUGUUUUCGGGGGGCGGGGUGGGGGCUGCGCCUGAACCAGCUCGGAAGAAUGACUCUGGAGUCCAUCAUGGCGUGCUGCCUGAGCGAGGAAGCCAAGGAAGCCAGGCGGAUCAACGAUGAGAUCGAGAGGCAGCUCCGCCGAGACAAGCGGGACGCCCGCCGAGAACUCAAGCUGCUGCUGCUGGGUACAGGAGAAAGUGGCAAAAGCACAUUUAUCAAACAAAUGAGAAUCAUUCACGGUUCAGGAUAUUCUGAUGAAGACAAAAGAGGGUUCACAAAGCUCGUGUAUCAGAAUAUAUUUACAGCCAUACAGUCUAUGAUCAGAGCUAUGGAUACACUCAGAAUCCCAUACAAUUAUGAGCAUAAUAAGGCCAAUGCACAACUAGUUCGAGAAAUUGAUAUAGAGAAAGUGUCCUCAUUUGAGAACCCCUAUGUAGAUGCAAUAAAGAGCUUAUGGAAUGAUCCUGGUAUUCAAGAAUGCUAUGACAGACGACGGGAAUAUCAGUUGUCAGAUUCUACUAAGUAUUACCUUAACGAUUUGGAUCGCAUAGCAGGCCCUGGAUAUCUACCCACUCAACAAGAUGUUCUUAGAGUUCGAGUUCCAACUACAGGAAUCAUUGAAUACCCAUUUGACUUACAAAGUGUUAUUUUCAGAAUGGUGGAUGUGGGGGGACAGCGAUCGGAACGAAGAAAAUGGAUACACUGUUUUGAAAAUGUCACCUCCAUUAUGUUUCUAGUAGCUCUUAGCGAAUAUGAUCAAGUACUUGUGGAGUCAGACAAUGAGAAUCGAAUGGAGGAAAGCAAAGCACUAUUUAGGACAAUUAUCACAUAUCCCUGGUUCCAGAAUUCUUCAGUCAUUCUAUUCUUAAAUAAGAAAGACCUUUUAGAGGAAAAAAUAAUGUAUUCACAUCUAGUUGACUAUUUCCCGGAGUAUGAUGGACCUCAGCGAGAUGCACAGGCAGCAAGAGAAUUUAUCUUGAAGAUGUUUGUUGACCUGAAUCCUGAAAGUGAAAAAAUUAUCUACUCCCAUUUCACGUGUGCCACAGACACAGAGAAUAUCCGCUUCGUCUUUGCUGCUGUCAAGGACACUAUCUUACAGUUAAACCUGAAGGAGUACAACUUGGUCUAACUGUGCCUCUUAGAUCUCUAUCCACCCACUUCGGGCAAUUGAAGAUAUUCAAGAGGGACUGUAUUAUCUGUGAAAAUGAUCUGCGUAAUACUAAUUUAUUGCUGGCCUGGACUCUGUUAAUAUUUGCAGAGUUUGUAGUUAAAUAUUACAAUUUUAUUUAAACUUUACAGAGGAAAAGAAACAAAAGAUGCUGAACUACAUUCACAGCUCAUUUCCUCUUUUUUUAAGUCAAAAUUUUGUGACUUAAUGUGUUCUAAAUUUUCAGUUGUGCACUCACAAAACGAUAGGGGUUUGGGUUGAUUUUUGUUGUUGUUGUUGUGACUGAAGCAAAAUCAAGUUGGGCUCUCCCUCCUCUUGUCUCUGCCUGUGUUUGUCUUGAUUUAUUUUUUUCAGGUACAAUACCUAUCCCCACAAAUCUAAUUUUCAGGUGUCCUUCUUAGGUUGGUGGGGGGGGGAACCUGCCACUAGAAUUUAAGCCAUCGAAAACUACUUUUAUGAGGAAUCAGAUCUAUUGAUGUUCUGAUUUUAUUUAAUUUUUGGCAGAUGUAAAGUAUACCUACCUUUCAGUAUCAACUUUGCACUGUAGGAAUGUUGUUCAUUGGGAGUAUUAAUAGCAGUGUUGUAGAUUUUUAUCCAUAACAGUACCAUAGAAAAAUCAACAAACUACAUAGAACAGAGCAACAAAUUACUGAGAAAGGGCAUUUUUGAAGCAGAUUAGCUUUUUGAUCUGAAUUUGCCAUUUACUCUCUUCUAAAACCAAUUUUUUUUGGGGGGGACCCUCCCUCUUCCCCCUAUUUUUGCUUCUUAAUCACAGAUGCCAAAUAUAUACCAUGGAGAUAUUAUACCCUGAAAACUCUGUUUUGAUUAGUUUUUAAAUUAAGCAGACGAUCUAGAUUUCUCAUCCCAAUUUCAGAUUUUUAAAAAUUGUUCAGAAACUAUUGGCCAGAUUUGGUUCUUUUCUUAUAAACUUAUAAACAUAGUGGUUACAAAAUAUAAGAUGAUGAUUUAAGAUACCAAAUUAACUGAUUGGGAAUCUCUUCCAGACAACUGCCAAAUAUUAAAGCAAUGAGAUGUUAGCUUUUUUCGUUUCCUCUUUGUACUGAAAAGCAUUCCAUUUCUCAAUGCCAAGCUUCCCCCCAUAACAUUAUGAGUAAAAAAAAUGGUGCUACAUACAUAUGCAUAUGGCCUAAUUGAAAAACAGUUUUAAUACUGUAUCUAAAGUGCUAUAAGAUUGGACACUGUUGUUAUUUUCCUUCUUUAUUAAGGCACUUUUAAUGGAAAAAAACAAAAUAGCUAAAAGAGAGAGAGAUAAAGAGAGAGAGAAUGUACAUAUAAAGUUGUAUUUGUGUGUGAAAUGACAAAAUGGAAGGUUAAACCUAUAUAUAAUUGUUUGAGAACAAGUCCAGUGGAUUCAGAAGGAUGGUUUUUGAGUAAAUAUAUCAGUUUUAAUAAUAGAAAGGGGUGGGAACCACUACGCCUGUUUUGGUGGAUAUUCUCACUCUGCCUCUCUCCUCUUUUCUCCCUCCCUCCCUCUCUCUCUCUUUAUUUUGGACUGAAAUAAGAUUUUUAAAGUUUUGUGUAAAACGACUCUGUAAAUAAAAAUUGUCAGUUUGGAAAAUUGUACAUGAGGUAGAAAAGUCAGAUACGAAAUUCAACUAAUUUUUCUAAAAGGUAAUUUUUGCAAUUCUAGGUUUAAAAUAAAUUAUCUGCAUUAUACUUUGGGGCAACAGAGGAGACAAUGAAUGCGAUAAAUUAUGACUAAACCUCAAAUGUAGGAGCAAUCUACCAAGCUUUAGUAUUACUGGCAUAAGGGCCAGGUUCCCAGUAUAACAUUCUUAAAAUAAGGCUUCAUGGAUAAUCUACACCAUAUUACUAAUAAGAUUUCAUUGAUCCUUAAUUCUUUCUAUUAGAAUUGAUGAAAACUUGGAUUGCUUUUGUUCCCUAAUCAUGAAAUCUUGUAAUUUUAAAAUAGUAGGCCUAGUGCAAUUAUGAAUGCUAUAAUCAUUGUGAGAUAUGUAUACGUAUAUGUAUAUGUAUCUCACAGCAUCCAUACUGGCUUUGUAAUCAUUUUGGGCAGAUUAAAUGUGCUGUAUUGAUAUGUAUCUAUGUAACUGUAAUGUAUGUCUUACAGAUAAUUCACAAUUUAAAUAAUGUUAUUUUAUUUACUUUUUUAACAGAGAAGAAUGUACAUUUUGUCAGUUUAUUUCUGACUAGGAGGUGUUUUUUUUUUAAUUUUUAAUCUACAAACAGUUAUUAUAGUUCAGAGUGGUACUAGCAUCAUGCAGUAUAAAAUCAUUUGCACUGCCCUGAGUUAAAAUUGGAAUGGACACUCACGUGCACUUGCAUACACACAGAGGAAUUUAAGCUCUUUCUUGUCGGACUACAUUGUUCUUUGGCAAAUGGAAAGGUUAGUUUGCAUCUCCAGUCUUUUCACAGUAAAAAUGUGGAGGGGGGGGGUUGUUUUUACCACAGUGAAGAUUCUUUUAAGCAGCCACUUAAUAUUGAAGGCACUGAUCAGCUAUCGAGCCAUUGAGCUGGCAACUCUGCAAUUAGUUAAGUUUGUCUGCUUUGAUAAGGUAAUGGGAGCAUAUGUUGAAGCUAUUCACAAGAAGGGAUAAUAGGAACAAGGUGCAAGAAGGUGAUCAUGAAAAAUCGCUUUGGGUUGGAAGCUUUUUUAAAUAUAGGGUGCAUAUUUCAACAUGUAUUCCAUUUGAGGUUUUUUGGUGGGAUUUUUUUUUUUGUAUUUGUAUUUCCAACAUCCAAUGAGAAUUUUAAACAGACAAUUGCUUCAUGCUACCAGGGAGUUCAUAGGAAUUCAUUUUUGCAACAGCUACCAUCUGUUAUCCUCCCCCCCCCCCAAAAAACCCCAAUGGCUCAGCUGUCACUUCCUCACUUAAGUCAUAUUUCAAAUUUUAUUUCAAACUAACAUUUGAAAAAAUGUAAUUUUUAAAAAAAUGUGACAGUGUUGCAGCAGAUACCUUUAUAAAUAUUUUAUGUUGGAAUGUCAAAAUUAAUGGUAAAAUUGGCACUGUAAGAGAAAAAUGACACAUAAAUUUUUUCUAACAGGAUUAGGGAUUUUUUUUUCUACUGAUGUUGAUGCAAAUGAAGAAUAUCAUACAAAGGAAUUAUUAUUUAUUCAACCUUUCUUGUUUCCAUUGAGCUUUUAAGAAUGGAACUUGAGGUAUUAUAUAUAGAUAUAUAGAUAUAUAAAUGGCAUUACCAAUUUUACAGGAUCCUUGUAAUAGCUAGGAAGACUGCCAUUGUAGGAGCUGAAUCUCCGUGUAGCAUUUGAAAUGGCAAACCCCUCAUUCAGUUUACAAAGCUUUCCUGUCAGUUCUGAGUGGAGACCAGGAAAAAGUGAUGGCAUACCGAAAUGGCCAGAAAGUAGCUAGUAGCUUUGGCUCAUCUUUUUCAUCACAAAUGACCUUGCGAAAGCGACUGUAUCUGAUGCUCAGGAUCUCAAAGCCAAUUCACCAGAUCUUCAGUGAGAACUGCACUUGAGAGCAGUAUAUACGAAAAGAAUUCAGAAAAAGUGCUUUGAGCCUCUUGUAAGAGGGAGCCCAGUGCCUGCUAUUUGUUAAAGAAGCUGCCAUUUUUCAGGCUUCUUUGUGGGCCUGCAAAAAAAAAAUCAUGACAGUCGGAAGAAAUCUAUCCAUUAAUGUUAAUGAAACAAAGCAGGUGAAAUUUUUCCUCACUUCACUUGAGCAUGAAGGAGCAGAAAGGUGCUGGGCUUGUGAUUGUGUGAGGUCAGAAAAGUUCAGACUCCAGGCCUACCAAACAUUUUUGUCUUGAAUGGAAGUGGUAACUAAGACCCAUACCUGGUGUAUGACAAUCUCUCUUCUCUUUAAAAGGGAAUAAACAAACCUUUCCACUUUAAGUGGAUUUUUUUCUUCUAUUUUUUUAAAUGGGUUGAAGGAAAGAAAGAACAGAAGAGAUUAAAUACGCUGCAGGAUGUGGAAUUGUUCUUUAUUAUGGAUCCAUGGAAGAAUUUUGGAAGUAUCAGAAAAGGGGAGAAUCAAAAACUAUGAAGUGACAACCUUAGCUGAGGCCAUCAUCUUGACCCCCUACAAACCUCUGUAUUUUUCUGUAUAAUUUCCAUAAAUUUAAACAUGACAUAUGUAGCUGUAGUAUAGGUAAAUUACAUUUUUUUGUGGGAAUUUGAAGGAGAACUUUAACUGCCGAGACAACUUUGAAUUGUCAUUGAUACAUUGCUUUAUGCCAGAGAUCAAAAUGCAACACAGAUUUUUAAAGUGGUAUUCCUCAUCCCAUUUAAGAUUUAUUAUCUGAAGAUUACGAUGAGGAUAGUUACAGGUUUGGUUUUGGUAUAUGCCUUAACAGAUUUUGAGCCCAGAUAUUAGUGCCUCCUAAGUUAUCCAAAGUAAACUUAAGAAGAAGAUUUGUAACUUUGCCAAAACAAUGUAAUACUGCAAAUCAGUUUCUUGGAAAGCUGUGUCUUAAUGAUGAUUAGGAUCUCAGUCUUAUCUGAAAUUUGUUCUCAGUAUUUUAUAUUUAGUGGAAGUUGUGCAACAGUGUUUCCCAUUCAAUUCAAUGGGGCUUGUCUUAAGAAAGCUGAUGGAUCAUAUCCAUGCGUAGAAAUGAUCUUAGAGGAGAUAUUCAUGGCUACUCUUUUUCUAAACCUCUUGAAAUCUGCCAUCCUCAUUCCAGACAUACAGUCCAGACAUACAAAAGAUGAAUAAAUGGACAAGAAGCUUUUCCUUUUUUAUUCAAAAGUAUUUCCAUUGUGAAAAUUAUCUGAACCAGUUUCGUUUUAAUUGUACCAUGGCAGGAUUUUUAUUUUCCUGAUUUCCAGGUUUUAAAGGGAACAGACUUUUUAUGUGAUGUAUCAGUCAAGAAUGACUGCAUGAUUUGCCAAAAAAAAAAAAAAUGAUAGGGGGAAAUGUCUGCAUAUUAAAGAGACAGCUGGGCUUUCACAGCUUUUGGUUGUGAGUGUCAAAUUACUUUUGACGUACAGGUUGACUUCUCCUGUUUGUUUUGGAGUUAUCGCAAAAGACGGAUUAAAUGAUUAAAAGAAUUUUAAUAAGUGUUAAAACAUACAGCAAAAAUAAAAUGUACACCAGGUAUAAAGAUGUGCUCCUCUUCUUGAAACUUUUUUCUAUUUCAGAACAAAAUCUUUAUGCCUGCAGCAACAGUAUCUUCAUUUCACAAGUGAUGAGCAUAGCCAGAUCCACAUUUUGCAGGUGGGGUCAAAAGAGUCAAGGUUACGGCCAUAACCAUAUGAUUGAAUCCCACUUCUUGUUUAUGUGGAAUGGCUGUGACUGCUACCAUUUUAUUUGUACCUCUUCCUAAGACCCUAUUUUAGGGGAAAUAGAAUCUUAUAAUUAACAUGGCUUUGGAGUCCCCUCAUAUUGUUGACCUCAAAUUCUGGAACACAUUGCAAAUGGCUGAUUCCUGUUAUUUAGGCAGAUUCUUGGCUUUUGUAAAUAGCUUUUUAGCCUACAUACCUCAUAUACAUACACCAUAGUUGAUAUUAAAUGUAUACUUUCGUUCUAUAGCCUUAUUCUAAUUUGGACAUUCAUUUGCACAUCAUUAUAGUCCCUAAUCUGGAGUUUUGUGUUUGUUCUCUGGGCCUUUUAGGUGAAUGAGACAUUAUUCACUUAAAGAUAACAGUGUUAAUAAAUAUACCAUCUGCUUUGAUCUCUAUUGAAUUGAAUUGUCCAGGAAUAAUUCACAAUAACUCAUUUACACAUUGCAAGGCAUGCUUUAUCAGCAGUACAUUUCCAUUUUAUUCUAGUAUAUGGGAAUUCAUUUGAACUGUGAUUAAAUGGCAUUUAAAACAUGGAUAAUCCCUGUAAUUCUUAUUAUGCCUAUAUUCUUGCAAAUGGGUCACUUUCCUUGUAUUUCCUUCAAAGUAAACCUUGAAUGCAGUUACUACAAUUUUAUAGACAAUACUUAUGUUUGAACAAGUUAUCUGGAAAUGAAAUAGGAGCUGGUAAGCUUAAAUAGAAAGAUUAAAACAAGAUUUUGAAAGUGCCAGGUAGCAGAAGGAUUCAGCCAUGUGUCCUUCCUUCAACAUACUUGUAAAAUUCAAUUUGUUAGUGAUUUCUUUAUAACAAUAUCUUGAAAGCUAGCCUUAUAGGACCUACAUGUUGACCAGAUGGGACUCUUGUACUUUUAACUCAGCAGUAUUUUAUUACUUACGCUUGUUCUUAAUAUCCUUCAAAUGCAUGUAUCAUCUAUGAUUUGAGACUGAACCUUUUUGGCAACAGCUAAUGUAUUAUAAUACCCAAAUGACUGCACUAGUUAAAAUUACAGCAUUUUGGCCAUA